AUGUCGUGGCAACCGAAGUUACGCCCUAAAGGCUUCCCACAUAGCAUUGACGACUUUGCCGUCGCUUCAUUAUCCGAACUAGAACAUCGCUCACGAGGAGAUGAGAAGCGGGAUCAACGAGUUUUCCGGGUGAAGCGGAAGCAUGUUCUGAAAGCGUGUGAUCGGUGUCGUGUUAAGAAGACGAAGUGCGAUGGGAAACAGCCUUGCAAUCGCUGCUCCGUAUACAAUCACCCAUGUCUAUUCCGGGAGCGAAAAGCUACUCAGACCAAGGUGUACUCUCGAGGGUUCGUCGAGAUGCUCGAAUCCCACCACUCAUUGGUCGUCAAAGCUCUCCAGAAACUAUACAAAUUCUGCAUCACAAAUGAGGGUUUCCCAGGCGAUCCCCUCGAAGAAGCACCGGACGGCCAUCCUCUGACUCACGCCAUCCUCGACCGCCUAGGUCUAAUCAAACAAGCCGAAGAAAAUGCCGACGAGCCAGACGAGGACUCAGAAGAUCUCCGUUACCUCCGUCUCCUCUCAACAUCAACAGAAUGCAGCGCUACAGCAGAACCCUCCCCAGAACCAGCUACACCCCCGGAACCAUCCCCAACAAGAAGAUCCCGCCCAUCCCUCUGCACAAAUCCCACCCCCACACCCUCAAUGACCCGCAACGCACCCAGUUGGGGCUGGGAUAUGCAAUCCAUGCCGCAAAGUGGUGGAGGCUAUAACAGCUUCCCAGACGCUGCGUACCAGAAUCUAAUGGGUCUCCCACGUUCAUCAGGCAUGGGCUCUUUAGAUCUGGGACCGAGUGAGAUCUCGCCUCAUGUUGAUAUUGCCACUGGGUCUUCUUCGCUUCCGCAUGGGAAUCGUCAUGAGCAGGGGUAUACAUAUUACCUUGAUGGCUGUGCUGAUGCGCAGGCUGAUGUGAAACCGGCAGCUAGGAUGCAUACGGGGAUUAUGAGGCCCAUGCAGCACCAGAUGGGGCUUCCGGGGGAUCUGUUGAAUGAUUUCCCGUUCCAUGCGCAGGAUUCGCCUUAUUUCCCGGGUUUCACGCCUGGUUGGUCUUUUCCGUCAACAUAG
This is a messenger RNA of Penicillium longicatenatum, 1059 nucleotides long. RefSeq names its product Zn(II)2Cys6 transcription factor domain-containing protein. The transcript is spliced from 3 exons. Gene Ontology annotation, biological process: regulation of DNA-templated transcription. Gene Ontology annotation, molecular function: DNA-binding transcription factor activity, RNA polymerase II-specific; zinc ion binding. The coding region runs from base 1 to 1059 and encodes 352 amino acids. The record is from RefSeq and is a predicted model, not a curated record. Lineage: Eukaryota; Fungi; Ascomycota; Eurotiomycetes; Eurotiales; Aspergillaceae.